AAGGUCUUCUUUGUUCUGCUGUUUGUCAAGAUGAUCCCACACUACAUCAAUAAUGUUGAGGUCUGGACUCUGGGGUGACCAAUCCAUGACUUAAAGUGCUCCAUUGUCUGUGUUUGGGAUCAUUGUCAUACUGAAAAAUGAAGCUGUUACCAAUCAGACACUUUCUGUAUGGUAUUACAUCAAAUGGUGCUUUUUUUUGCAUCAAGAAUUCCAUCAAUUUUGACAGGAUCCUCAAAAUCAGCUUAAAUGCAACCCCGAACCACAACAGAGCAUCCAUGUUUUUCAGAUGGUUCAGGACACUGACGAUACUUCUGAGUUAUAUUUUACUGUAUUAUACCUGUUAAACUGUGUUAUCUUUGGUAUUUUUCAUGGCUUCAGCUAAAGAAUUGGAAAAAAAUGUUUCUUUAAUUUUUUUCCUGAUAGGUUGUUAGUAACAAAAUACCUAAAGAUACAACUUAAAUAUCAUACUUCAUAUGCAGACACAACACUAGUUUAUUCUUUGAGCUGAGUUACUCAAGGUUGCCUUAAAGCAUGACCAAAAAACCAAAAAAGUCUGGGGUGGCGCGAGGGGUUGCUCAAAAUGUUUGCACAGUGCUGUAUGAAACCCACAGUGUUGCAGAAAUGUAAUUUGACUCGAAGCCAAAAGAAAUGGUCAGGAAACUGCUAAAAAUAAAGACUCAGUUUGUUUGUCAUGUGCAUUUUGACAAUGCUGCCACCAGGCAUGUGGCAGUUGAGGGCUGGUUCAAUCUCACUUGCACCCUCUGAUCGAUUUAGUGUCAAUGCUGAAAGAAAAGAGAAGAAGUGGAAAUAAAGCUCUGGAAAUAAAGCUCAGGUGCCAUUUCACCGUGAUCCAAAGGGAGAACUGUCAUAGCUCCCUCCUGGAAGGUAUUUUGGAGCAAAUACAGCAACAUUUUUAAGCGUAUUGCAUUUCACUGCAAAUCCUAUACGUGCAGUUUUUAACCCUCAGCGAAUGAGCAGUGAAAAUAAAGAUAAUUUAUCUACUGUUUGCAAAACACUACACAAGUAACAGAAUAAUAUCACAAAAUAACAUCAGAAAAACAUAAUGGCUGUGAUAAGCUGACUUCAUGUGCCUCCUAGUUGAGUUAUGAAGGGCAUUUUGUUAAAAUCGCAAUGUUGAUCUGCAAACACUCUACAAACUUUAAUGUAAAACUUUAACAAGUACAGUAAUGUUUAAUUUUUUUUAAGGCAUCAUUAUUCAUUUCUAGUUCAUUCAUGGGAUUAACGUGUCCUUACUGUAGUUUUUGUUUUUGGUAACAGAUUUCGUACUAAGAGUGUCUGAGCCCAAACAGGAAGGGGAGAGCCCUCUGUGACUGCUUGCCUAAAUCUAAAGUCAAAGUGAAACAACAAGAAUAAAAACAUCUGUGUGCCAUGAAUGGAGACACGAUUUGCAAUCACCAUAAAUUUAAGAACAAUAAAUCCCAAAUUAUAAGAAUGGUUCUCGAAUCCAGAAACGGAGCUAAAAGGACGAGUAAAGUAACUUCAGACACGAUUAAAGGCGAGUUAGGCUUAUUUGACGCUAAACUUAAAGAGACUGCAGAAAGUCAGUGCUGUGUUUACAAAACAACAACCAAAAAAAAUCCAAAAGAUCUAAAAAUGUUAACCGAAAAGGAAGCAGACUACCUGAAGCAAAAAUUAAAAUGCCCAGAUUUUUAAAGAGGAAUAGAGUGGACUCGUUAAAAUGGAAAUAACUUUUAAGCUGACAGGAAAAAAAUGUUACAAACAGCAGCUCAGUUUCCUCUUUCGGCCAUUUCACAUCCUUUUUACCUUAGUUUACAGAACUACACAUUAACCACAGCCGUGCCUGAAGGAUAUUUUAAGUGGGCGAGCAUCAUUCUAAUUACAAGAUGCAACAAACAAACGCAGCGCUGCGCAAAUUAUUCCUCAUGAGAUAUCCGUCUGCAAAGGCGGAUCAACCUUUCAUGUAGUUAAAAGUCAAAUGAUACCUACACAGUCCCACUCAUUCUUCUCUGUCACAUCAUGUGUCAUUUUAGACUGUCAAAUCAUAGUGUGACAAUGCAACAACAAAAAAAAAUCUCUCUUCCCUCUCACAGCCUGCAUAUCAUCUGUGCAACUUCCUCAUUCGCUGACUUGUGCUCGACGUGACUUGAGAGCGUGCUCCUGAAACGAGAACGAAAACUGAAGGCCAAAACGCGCAUGCAUAAACACACAAAAACCAGACAAAGCAGAGGCAGAGCCACCGGUCUGUGCUUUCUCUUCCUGAUGCAGUAACGCAGCCUGGAGCCUGUGUGGACUUUUCCUCCACUUUUUUUCUUUUUUAAUUAACAGGUUACCUUGCUGAGUCGAUCAAGAGUGGGUAGGUCAGGUAGAAAGGCUGGUUGGACUCUGCUGCCAGCAUGCUCCGGCAGUCUCUGAGCAUCCUGAAGCAGUUGGGCACUGCGACAAGGUCACAAGAUGCUACCGACCUUCUACAUGAAGACCUGGUUAUGGUGGAGCAGAGGAUUGAACCAGCCAGGAAGGCAGCUCAGGUCCUCCAUAAAAAGCUGCAGAGCUGCAUGCAGAGUCAACCGGGGCUGGAGGCCGAAAAACGAAUGAAAAAACUUCCUCUGAUGCUUCUGUCUGUCAGCAUGGCAGAAAGUCUGAAAGACUUCGAUGCAGAGUCCUCAAUCAGGAGGGUGCUGGAAAUGUGCUGUUUCAUGGAGAAGAUGCUGGCCAACAUGCUGGCAGACUUUGAGAUGAAAGUGGAGAAGGAGGUCCUGGAGCCACUAAACAAGCUUAGCGAGGAUGAUUUACCUGAAAUUCUAAGGAACAAAAAGCAGUUUGCAAAGCUCACAACAGAUUGGAACAAUGCAAGAAUGAGGAGUCAGGCUAGCACUGGACCUCAGGCAAAGCAGGAUGGGCUUAGGGAAGAAAUGGAAGAAGCUUGGAGGAAGCUGGAGAGCAUCAAGGACCAGUACUCUGCAGACCUGUAUCACUUUGCAACUAAGGAGGAUGACUAUGCAAAUUACUUUAUUCGUCUUCUCGAGCUGCAGGCAGAAUACCACAAGAAUUCUCACAUGUUCCUGGAUAAAAACAUCAGUGAACUCAAAGAGGAUCACAGUCAAAAAGAGUCGUCACAAAGCCUCUCCAACCAGAAGGUCUACGGGGAGCCUCUGCUCUCACAUUUGUCUCAAAGCAACAGAGAAAUCGCGGCGCCCAUCCAGGAGUGUAUUCACAUGCUGCUGAGAACAGGCAUGAGAGAGGAGGGUCUGUUUCGCUUGGCCGCCGCAGCCUCGGUGAUGAAGAGGCUGAAGACGUGUCUGAAUCAAGGGACGGUGGACCACAGCGAGUUCAGCAUGGACCCUCACGCCGUGGCAGGAGCUUUGAAGUGUUACCUCCGAGAACUUCCCGAACCUCUAAUGACGUUUGACCUCUACAACGACUGGUUUAAAGCAGCAGGGGAGAAAGAGCUGUCAGAGAAGCUGGAACAACUCAAGAUACUUCUAAAGAAACUGCCACCUGAAAACUACAACAACCUCAGGUACCUGGUCCAGUUCCUGUCUCUGUUAUCUGAGCAGCAGGCUAUAAACAAAAUGACACCAAGUAACAUCGCCAUCGUCCUGGGACCAAACCUGCUCUGGCCGCGAGCUGAGGGGGAAGCUGCUCUCUUUGACAUGGCUUCAGCUUCUUCAGUCCAGGUGGUGACAGUCAUUGAGCCUCUUAUUCAGUACAGCUCUGAUCUCUUCCCCGAAGCUCUCUCGUUCGAGAUCCCAGAACUUCCCGAGGUCCUGGAUGCGUCUCUGCCCUCUCCCGUUGUCCCAGAAAAGGGGAAACUGAGCAGAACUGUUUCCUCCUCUUCCUCCACAGCCUCCUCGUCUGCAUAUCACUUCCCUCUUUCCAAGACAAACAGCACAGCCUCUCAGGACAGCGGCGUCUCCUUCCUGGUGAAAUCUGGCUCUGUGAGCGGCCGCAGUGGCACCUCCACGUGGGGCAGCCCUGAAGCGGAGACGGCAGCACCUGCUCAACCAAACAGGACGCCCAGCAGCUCAUCCUUGACCGAUCCCGGCCCGUCUCCGGCCUCUGACUCUACAGUCGCGUCCAGCUCAACAGCAAACCAGAACCCGACUCCGCUUCCCAGAGCAGCGGGAUCUGCGACAAACUCAGGCCAGGCCCGGAGUCCCACCCAGAGGCAGAUCUCAGAACAGAACCCGCUCGAGCCAAUUUUGGAAGCACCGCCAGAUUCUCCCAGGGCAUUAGUGAAGAUCGCGUCACCGUUUAAACCAAGGAGAACUUUCCCCCCGAGCAAGUCUAACCAGCCAAACGAGCAGGUCACGGUUCAGUUCUCCAAACCAAAACUGCCGCCACCUCUCAAGUCACAUGCCCCUCCACCCCCGAUCGCACCUGCGACGGUUCCAGACACUAGGCCCCAUCCGACGCCUGCACCCCGAGGACAGCAGGCCAGCAUGAAAAAGCCUCCUCCGAAAAAGCCUGGACUCAAAGCUCCAAACUGCCCUCCACCUCUUCCCCCACCAUCACAGGCAAAAGAGGUUCCUUCUAUGGCACAGUGAGAAACAAAUGUCCCUCAAAGUUCUGUUAUUGAGUCGAGCAGAACAGCCGCUGAAACACUUUCAUAUUUUGUCAUUAAAAAAAAAAAGACAAAGAGUGCUGGGUACGUUCAGAUUGUUCAGUAAGUUGAUUUUAAGUGUUGCAGAUUUUUUUUCCCGUAACCAGCCUAGUAAUUUUAUUUAUUCUGAUGGUUUUACGGUCAGAGAAAAAAAAAAUAGACGUAUGAUAAAUGAAUUCACAGCAAAAAUAUUUUCCUGUGGAAUUGUCCAUAAAUGUACAAAACAAUUGUAUUUGUGUAAGCUAUUUUAGUGUGGGAAAACUUUUUUUUCUCUGGUUUUGGCAUUUCACUUAUUAAACGAUACCCCACCCAUAAGCCGAUAGUGGCUGUGCUCACUUUGAACAGUCCUCGAAAAUUCAAACUUUUUACAGCAGUGUUUUGGGGUUUAUAGAGUGUGUCUGGAAUAUUCCUUUAAACCAACUUGAAAUGAAUGCACAACUCAUUAAAAACACCUUUAUUGUCAUUUUAUAUUUUUGUAGUAUAAUUGCUGGUACUGGCUGCAGCAUAUGGAUGUGAAUUGCACUAUGUACUUACUGCAGGUGCUCAUACUGUAUGUACAUAUUCAUAGGAGGUCAGCAGAUAUCUUCAUGUGCAGCUUUAUAAAGUAACAUAUGCAUGAUGUUUCCUCUAUU
Haplochromis burtoni (Burton's mouthbrooder) is the source of this 5214-nucleotide messenger RNA. RefSeq names its product SH3-domain binding protein 1 (gene sh3bp1). Gene Ontology annotation, molecular function: protein binding; GTPase activator activity. The transcript has 18 exons. Gene Ontology annotation, cellular component: cytoplasm; cytosol; intracellular anatomical structure. Gene Ontology annotation, biological process: positive regulation of GTPase activity; regulation of Rac protein signal transduction; signal transduction. The record is from RefSeq and is a predicted model, not a curated record. Lineage: Eukaryota; Metazoa; Chordata; Actinopteri; Cichliformes; Cichlidae. Bases 2376 to 4526 code for a protein of 716 amino acids.